Messenger RNA from Chanos chanos (milkfish), 612 nucleotides. RefSeq names its product SPC24 component of NDC80 kinetochore complex (gene spc24). Gene Ontology annotation, molecular function: microtubule binding. The transcript is spliced from 5 exons. Gene Ontology annotation, cellular component: Ndc80 complex. The coding region runs from base 1 to 612 and encodes 203 amino acids. The record is from RefSeq and is a predicted model, not a curated record. Gene Ontology annotation, biological process: chromosome segregation. Lineage: Eukaryota; Metazoa; Chordata; Actinopteri; Gonorynchiformes; Chanidae.
AUGUCACAGAACGACGGCGGUUGUAACGAUACUGAUUUGGAGGAAACGGCUGAAGCUGUUGUACAGUUCAUCGAGAGCAGUAAAGCGGAGAAAGCGCUUCAAGGAGUGAGGGAGAAACUACAGGCGUUCUUCGAUCACCACAUAGAAACCAAGAAAACCACCACGCAGCUCUUAAACGACAUUGUGCAAGCAGAGGAGAUGGUCGGACAGAAGUUGCUGGAUCUGGAGGGGCAGAAGAGCCAGGUGAUGCGUGAGCUGGAGAAACUGGAGCAGGAAAUUCAACACUGUGCGGCCAAGAGUAACACACUGGAGUCAGAGCACCAAUUCUUGCAGAGAGAGCUGGAGAGACUGCGUGAAUCGGAGCAGGAAAUUCAGUCUCUGCAGCAGGAAGUAGAUGAGGACACUACAGAGGUCAUCCCGUCCGCCAUAUACCUGGCCCAGCUCUACUACAAAGUCACCAAGAUCAAGCUGGAGUUGGACACUGAACCCCACAUCCUGAGAGGGGUCCAUUACGGUACAGAUUUGGCCUCGCCCAUCAACAUCGACACGACCGCUCGUUCUCCGUGCGCAGUCAGUGAUGAGCUCUGGUCCCUCGUAAGCACUGACUGGUAG